CAACCCAAAAUUUAACAUCGGGUUCGGAAUAUCCCAUGAAUAUCGAUUAACCUCUUUUUUGAAAAAAAAUAAAAAUAAAAUUGUGAAGCGAAUCCAGCGGUGGUAUCAACAGCUACCAGAAAACGGACAGAAACACGACAACGUCGUAAAAGAUUCUUUUUCAGUCGGCGAAGUUUCCUUUCCCCUUUAACCAAACAAAAAUUAGGGCUUUCCUUGUUCAAUCCAUCUCUCUUCUCGGACGACACUCAAAAUGGGAUUGUGGGAUUCUUUUCUCAAUUGGCUCCGGAGCCUAUUCUUUAAACAGGAAAUGGAACUUUCAUUAGUAGGUCUUCAGAAUGCGGGGAAGACGUCUCUUGUAAAUUCCAUUGCCACCGGGGGCUACAGUGAGGACAUGAUUCCAACUGUUGGAUUCAACAUGAAGAAAGUUACAAAGGGAAAUGUCACAAUUAAACUUUGGGACCUUGGAGGGCAAAGGAGGUUCCGUUCGAUGUGGGAGCGUUAUUGUCGUGGUGUCUCCGCAAUUGUGUAUGUUGUUGAUGCUGCUGACAGAGACAGUGUUCCAAUAUCUCGAAGCGAGCUACAUGACCUCUUGAUGAAGCCUUCACUAACGGGAAUUCCUUUACUUGUUCUCGGCAAUAAAAUCGAUAAGUCAGAGGCUCUUACCAAGCAAGCCUUGGUCGAACAGCUAGGUCUUGACUCAGUCGGGGACAGAGAGGUUUGCUGCUACAUGAUCUCAUGCAAGGAUUCGAUCAAUAUCGAUGUGGUUAUUGACUGGCUUAUCAAACACUCAAAAACAGCAAAUUGAUCCCAUUAUUUGGGGUGCUGUGGUUAAAAUUCAAGCAAUGUUGAAGUUCGAGUUUUUAAACCGAGACGUAAAUCGCCGGAAGAAAUGAUCUCUUCUCGCUGGAUUCCUCAGCAUUGGUUGGCUUUAUCUGUGCACUAUACAUGUGUUGAUGGAUCUGUAAAGUGUACUUUGAUGGUGGAAGGAAGUUUUUUAUGUAUUCCUUUUUUUAACUC
Molecule: messenger RNA, 1017 nt
Organism: Morus notabilis
Lineage: Eukaryota; Viridiplantae; Streptophyta; Magnoliopsida; Rosales; Moraceae
Product: ADP-ribosylation factor-like protein 8c
Exons: 6
Coding region: 251-805 (184 amino acids)
Biological process (GO): protein transport
Molecular function (GO): GTP binding; GTPase activity
Source: RefSeq, a predicted model, not a curated record